CACUGACUGCCGCCACGCAGGGCCUUAUUUCACCUACUCUGCCACAUAGGAAUGGAGUAAACAACCGCCAUCGCAUGGAGACUAAUGUAUAAAUAUCCCCACCAGCACGCAAGAAUCAUGAGGAGUCUCAUCAAGCACGCCGCACCGCAAGCCUCAAGCCAGCUGCAUCCAUUCCUUCCUUCUUCCUUGCUGCUUUUCUUCACUUCAGUCAUUUGUCUGUUUAAGCAGUAGUCAGCUAGUCUACUAGCAGCCCAGCCCGCCAUGAAGCUAUCCAUCAACGCUAUCCUCGUCGCAGCCCUCGCGGCCCUGUCUGUCGCGUCCCCGCUGCCCGCAGACGCAGACAUCACCCUCGAGCGUCGCCAGCUCAUCAGCUCUGAUGACCUGAAGAACGGCGACUGCAAGCCCGUCGCGUUUAUCUUUGCGCGGGGAUCCACGGAGGCUGGAAAUAUGGGCUUCAUCGUCGGCCCCCAAGUCUGCAGCGACCUAAAGUCGCGCCUGGGCCGCAACAACGUCGCAUGCCAAGGCGUCGGCGGCGCAUACACCGCCGGGUUGAUCCCCAACUUCCUGCCCGAAAACACCAACCGGCAGUCCAUCCAGGCCGCCGUCGACAUGUUCGAGCUGGCGGACAAGUGCCCUGAUACGCAGAUCGUGGCCGGCGGAUACAGCCAGGGCUCGGCCGUGAUUUCUGGCGCGAUCCAGGAUAUUUCGGAUUCGCUCAGGGCCAAGGUUAAGGGUGUGGUCCUGUUUGGGUAUACGCGCAACUUGCAGGACCGCGGGCAGAUUCCGGGGUAUCCCAAGGAUCAGACGAAGGUUUAUUGUGCGGUGGGGGAUCUUGUGUGCUCGGGGACGCUGAUUAUCACGGCGAGUCACUUGACCUAUGGGAUUAAUGCGGGUGCGGCGGCGAGGUUUUUGGCGGAUACGGUUGAUAUCUAG
Messenger RNA from Aspergillus calidoustus, 933 nucleotides. NCBI's taxonomy places the organism in Eukaryota, Fungi, Ascomycota, Eurotiomycetes, Eurotiales, Aspergillaceae. The record is from the annotation of a GenBank genome assembly.